AUGUUGAAAAUUUAGUUUCAGUUAGACACCGCUUGUUAGUUUUCAUUAAUUCUCCAUACCAGUUUACUUCCUGGUUUGAACUAUUCGACAGAGCAGUAAAGAAAAAAGAGAUCGUGCAUUUGGUUAUAUUGCGGACAAUCUUAGUGAUUAUGUUAUCCAUAACGGUUAACUUGUAUUAUUUAUUCGUACAUAUUUAUGAGGUCUUUUGGCCAUCAAAAUUUUCAACUGUAACAGAUAAUCCAGAAGACCAAACUACAGUAGAGCUCCUAGGGGUAAAAAAAGCCCAAAGUGAGAUAAGACCACAUGUAGAAGACCAAACUGAGAUAAGACAUUUGAAAGAUCAAAUUGAUAUAACACAGGAACAAAACCAUCAAACUGAAGAGGACAAAACUAAGAUAAAAUAUGUAGAAGGCGUAACUGAGCUCAGAUGCCAAGACCAAAGUAAGAGCUAUCACCAAGGACAAGAAUUUGUGACUGACUACCAAGAAAAAGAUAAAACUAAUAAAUGCCAGCAAGAAGAACACCAGGUUGAAACAGACCACCGAAAAUACCAAAGUCAGAUAGACUACCAAGAAGACCAAACAAAGAUAUACUCCGAAGAAAAUGCAACAAAAGGAGACCACCAAGGAGAAUACCAAACUGAGACAGACCUCCAAGAAAGUCAAACUGUGAUACACCCGCAAAAACAUGCCCCAAAAAUAUGCCACCAAGAAGAUCAAAUUAAGACAUACCUCCAAAAACAUGAAUCUAAGACUGACGACCAAAAAAAACCUAAAACUGAGAAAAUCCGCAAGAGUAAAAAGAAGAAGAAGAGACGCGAACAAGUGCAUCAAACUGAGAUUUACAACCAAGAAGCCCAAACUGAGACGGGUUCCAAAGAAGAACUUUCCAAGCAAAAAUCUAAACCGGAAUUCCAUGACACCAGUCAAGAUCAUAAUCCAAAUCUGGACUUCUACAGAAAUGAAAGAAAGUCUGAACCAGAUGGUGAUUAUAUAGAAAACAUUCUAGAAAAAUGGUUUGGUGAUUACCAGAAGCUGGAACGUCAUCAUGGCUAUAUCCAGUGGUUGUUUCCCAACAGAGUUGCAGGUUUGAACAGACAGGCUUUCUGUCUCAAUGAUUAUGAGAUUCAGGAGAUAUCUAAAGAUGAACUCUUAAAAAGUAGAGUGAUAAGGAGCUUUCGUUUGAUGCUGGAUUUCUAUGGCAUGUCUAUGGAUGAUAACUGCAAGUUUAGUUUAUCACUUUCUGACAGUGACAGAAUCAAAAAUUUGAAAGAAAGCUAUCAUAAUUUCUUGAGAAUCACCAGAAUCCUAGUAGCCCUUGGAGAAUUUGGCUUGAGGAAAGAACAGAGUAACUGGUUAGAUUUCCUGAAGUCUAUGGUUGAACAUGAAAUUCUUAAAGAAGCCAACUAUUCUCUUCGAAAUUUCUGGAUUCCAGCUGUUCAAGACUUUGGAGAAUAACUCAGUUCAAAUUCUGAAAAUAUUAAUGAAUAUUAGAUGUAGUUUAUUGUGAUUUCUAUAAUUUUAUAAGUGCCUUAUAAUAUUCAGUAACUUCCUUUUUCACAUAUUGGUUUCAAAUUUUGCCAGGUUCUGAUUUAAAUUUCACACCUCUCUGGGUCACAUACUGCAUAUAAACUGAAACAUCUAUUUCCUCUACUAUACAAUUUUUAGAUCAGUACCAGACCAGUUGUCUUGCAAAUUUGGAACUGAAGGUGUCGCAGAUUUCUGGAAAAAGUCUAGUUAGCUCGUAAGCUUAGAAAGUCUCUGAAGCUACAUCAGACAUUAUAUUAAGAUCGUUAAGAAACCUGGGAGGUUGAUCGGAUCACCAUUAUAGAAGAUGUACCCCUUCAACAAUACUACAUGUACUAGUAAGACUAGAAAUGUAGCAUAAGGUGGUGCAUGGAAGGGGUUUGUAAGGACAGUAACACGGCAUACAUUGGGAAGACUCCUACAACUUUAACGGAGAGACUAAGCGAACACUGGUGUGAGUAUAAUGAUGGGAAACAGUUGUCCAUAUUCUAUCAGCAUGCCAAAGACCAACAUGGCAGCAUACAUGACCUAAAUGACAUUUGCAUUUUGUCCAAAUACCCAAAGGACUGGUCACUUAGACAAAUACAAGAGUAUGUCUUCAUAAAUGAAACAUUACUCAUAUUGACCUCAAUGCCAUGGAUACCACUCAUGCAGUGUACAUACAUAUAUGUAUCCGUGUGGACGUCCACCUACAUGCCUACCAGGCAGGAAGGCAGGUAUGUAUACAGCAUCAUACUUAGACGCAUAGAUAGAUAGAUAAAUAGGUAGAUAGAUAGGCAGUCAGGUAGGUAAAUAGGUGGGUAGAUAGAUAAAUAAAUAAGUUGGUAGUUAGAUGGUUAGAUUAAUUAAGUAAAUUGUUAGUUAACAUACAACAUGGAAAAAUACAAGCAUGAAGAGUAAUAUUAUAAACCUGGAAAAGUACAGGACAAGUUAUUACACCUGUAAAAGUAUAAUUCUAUCACAACAUAUAUUUAAAUUAAACAUGAAAAAAAUUAAAAUAUUUUCAUCACUUA
Molecule: messenger RNA, 2539 nt
Organism: Octopus bimaculoides (California two-spot octopus)
Lineage: Eukaryota; Metazoa; Mollusca; Cephalopoda; Octopoda; Octopodidae
Cellular component (GO): membrane
Molecular function (GO): opioid growth factor receptor activity
Source: RefSeq, a predicted model, not a curated record